Molecule: messenger RNA, 1044 nt
Organism: Mycena indigotica
Lineage: Eukaryota; Fungi; Basidiomycota; Agaricomycetes; Agaricales; Mycenaceae
Exons: 14
Coding region: 1-1044 (347 amino acids)
Source: RefSeq, a predicted model, not a curated record
AUGUCGGCUCCUGCGUUUCUGGUCCCACAACUUCCGCCGUUGGAUUCGACCUACGGCGCAUGGCUUGUGUCCCUCUUCGUCGAGACCAUUCUCUACGGGAUGGGCGUCCUGCAAACAUGGAUCUACUUUGCUAGUGUUGGUUGGCCACAAGAUUCGUUGUCUAUCAGACUCAUGGUCUGCAUCGUUGUUGUUCUCGAAACUCUUCAAGUCACCUUUUUCUUUCGGUCAAGCUAUCUCCGAUUUGUUCAAAACUUUGGUGUUCUGACCGCUGAGAUUGACUGGGUGGAUUCCGCUCAACUUCUUUCAUCGUACCUUGGCGCUUUCGCUGUCCGGCUCUUCUUCGCAAGCCGGGUUUACAAGUUGACCCAAAAAUCGCCGAGUCCGUUUGCCAAGAUCGGAAUGUAUGGGAUCUUCGUUUUCGCAUUUCUGUCUGUUGUCGCUGGAAGCGCUCAAACUGCAUGGACCAGCAUCAUCGGAUCCUUCCUCAAGUUGAAUGACACCAAGGCUGUCACCACCGUCCAAGCUGCCACUUCGCUAACCUGCGAUUUGCUUAUCACGCUCUUCCUCUGCAUAUUCCUGACCAGACAGAAGGGUGACAUCAAGAAGACGAAUAUUAUGAUGGAAAGGCUUAUCUACGAGGCGAUUAAUCGUGGCACCUUGACUGUGUUGGCAUCUGGAAUCAAUCUUAUCCUGUUUCUCGCACUUCCUGAUACGUUCUGGUUCUUUCUUGGUCUUGCACCCAGUUCCAAAUUGUACAUGAACAGUCUACUUGCAACGCUCAACAACCGACAACGCAUCCGGGAUCAAGUCGCUUCUCGUCUCGACAAGGGUUGGAACCCGAUUCCAAUGGGUUCCAUGGGGCAUACUAUUGGUGGACGAUCAAUGAGACCCCUCAAGUUCAAGGCACAUGGCAACGACACAAAGAGCAAUUUCGACGGCGAUAUCUCGAUUAUCGACGGAAUGAGAAACAAAAGUAUCGAAGUCAUCUGUGAAAAUGAGGCGAUGGGUGUCCAGGUCGUGGUCCAGCGGCAAGCCCCGGUUUGA